AUGACCAAUCAGAGAGAACAUAUACGGCAAAUCGUCGUAUGGGAAAGACAACCAAGAAAUAAUAACAUGAAAAAACUUUUUAUAAUUUUUAUCAUUUCAUUAAUUGUCUACGUACAUCAACUUUUCACAAAAUAUGAUUCGUGCAAUUGUAAUAGAGAUGAUUUAUUCAUGGAAGAAUUGAAAAAAUUAUAUAAAGAAAUCGAUUUUUUGUCAAGAUAUGAUAUUAAGAAAAUUGAAAUAAUCAAUUCAAUGUAUGAAUCAUUUUCUAUUGAACACAGGGAAGAUAUCAGAAAGGCUAUCAUCAAUGCAAACAUUCAACUAUUUAAUAGUAAUGAAAGUUAUUUAGUCGAAUACAAACCAUAUCAUACAUUUAUUAUGUGUAUAAGAAAACAACAUAAACCUAACGAUAUAAUGGAAUACAUUUGCGACUGUUCAAUCACUAUAAAUCAUGUAAACCAAUUUUUGGAUAUUUACAGAUGA
Molecule: messenger RNA, 480 nt
Organism: Dentiscutata erythropus
Lineage: Eukaryota; Fungi; Glomeromycota; Glomeromycetes; Diversisporales; Gigasporaceae
Source: the annotation of a GenBank genome assembly